This is a messenger RNA of Populus trichocarpa (black cottonwood), 2095 nucleotides long. RefSeq lists its product as uncharacterized. The record is from RefSeq and is a predicted model, not a curated record. The transcript is spliced from 2 exons. The coding region runs from base 377 to 1345 and encodes 322 amino acids. Lineage: Eukaryota; Viridiplantae; Streptophyta; Magnoliopsida; Malpighiales; Salicaceae.
UCCUUGAUGCCCAUUAAACAAUGAAAAUGCCAUUUUACCAAUCAUCCUUUCCCCUGUAUAGGAAACAACCAUCAUUGCUCCCAACAAUCCUUUUCAACCUUAGAAACCUGAGCUUCUAAGAUAUUCCCUCCUUCCAUUCUUUUUCUCUUAUGCUUCCCCUCUCUUCUCCCGGUUUAAAUACCCCUCCAUCUAUUGUUACCUUCUUCCCCCCUCCCCUCCAAAGACACACCCACCUCCUCCUCCUCCUCCUCCUCCAACUCUUAUGCUACCAUCCCAUCACUUUUCUUUCCUUUAUACUUGCACGGAGAGCUGUUAUAGUGAGUGUGAGUGAUCAGUGAUCCUCCCCUGAUUGAUUCCUCCCCUUGAAAUUAGCACAAUGGAUCCUUCCUCUACAAAUUCUGUCAAUGGUUUCUACUCUUUUCUAACCAGAGGGAUCGAUGAUCUUGAACGUGUUUAUCUCGCCAACAACUUCAUGUCGAUUCAAUUCCUUCAAAGAGUUCUUUCUUUAUUAAGAUCUUUUCAUUCUCAGUUGACUUUGCUUGUCCAAAAACUCCAUUUGCCUGUUGGUGAUAAGUGGCUUGAUGAAUACAUGGACGAGAGUUCUAAGCUAUGGGAGGCAUGUCAUGUCCUUAAAUCAGGCGUAUCUGGCAUCGAGAAUUACUAUUCUGCUGGAUUCAAUAUCACCUCUUCUCUUGACAAUCAUCGCCAUCUUAGCCCCCAGCUCUCUCGCCAGGUCAUAAGGGCAAUUUCCGGGUGUAGAAGGGAAGCAGUGGGAUUAGAAGAAGAUAACAGAGCUUUAAUGGAAACAAGAAUCCAACCGCUAUCUUUGAGGUUUGAUGAGAAGAUUUCUAUUGAAUCCAAACUCAACGGAUUCAAUGGUUUUCGAGGAGUUCUGUAUGCAAUGAGAAACGUAAGCUCUUUGCUACUAAUGAUCUUGCUCUAUGGACUGGUCUAUUGUUGGCCAGAAUCAAGUUUUCUGCGAGGAGGGUACGAAGGGUGCUUGUUUUUUGGAUCAGCUUUCAUGAUCUCAACAGGAAGAUUGCAGCAGAGAGUAGCAGCAGAGAUAAACCAGAUAAAUGGGAGGCCAGGGAUUCUGCUUUACGAGUUCAGGAGAUCAAAGAUGGCCAUGGAGGAGCUCAGAGGGGAGCUUGAGAGAAAGUGUGGACAAGGAGGAGCUGUAGAGUGGGAAACAGAGGUGGGGAUGAGAGAAAGAGUGGACAACUUAAGAGGGUGUUUUGGGGUGUUGAGAUCUGGAGCUGAAAAUAUUAUUGGGCAGCUUGAUGAUUUCUUUGAUGAGAUUGUUGAAGGAAGGAAGAAGCUUUUGGACUUUUGCAGUCAUAGGUAGGUAGGAAGAGAGAGAGAGAGAAAAAGAAGAAGAAAUAGAACGGUUGAGAAUUAAAAAAAAAAAAUACAAGGUAGAUGAAGCAGUUGUUGGGGUGGUUGUACCUUUAAGCCUUCUCUUCUCUAUUUAUUUUUUCUCCUUUUCCUCUUAAUUUUCAUAUAUUUUUCCUUUCCCCUUCCAUGUGGAUUUCUUGUUUGUUACGGUUGCUGUGGUAGUUCUGUAGGUUUUGGUUGGAAACCAAAAGGAAAAGAUGUUGAACUGAACGAAGUAAACAUGAAAAAGAUUGGGCAGUUCAGUUCAGUUAGUUCAGGGAGAUCGAGUUAUUAUGCAGGGACUACGUUGUUACGCUUUUUUGACAUGAAAAUGAAAAUCCAGCUUCUUGUUGCUUCCUACCCAUUUAUUGCAGUGAAACAACACGAAAGGAAAGCUGCUUCUUGUAGGGAGAGAGAGAUACGACAUGUUAGAAAAAAUCCUUAGAUUUUCCUCUUGUUCCGGUUGCGUAGUCAUGGAAGUGCUCUUUAGUUGUUGCACUAAAUGACCAAUCAUUCUAGGAGUGAAAAAUGAUGGAAAAAGGAGACCUAGGACUUGUAGAGAGGACUGUGAUAUUCCUGGGUUCGCUUUAAUUUCAAAAGAAGCCCUCCCUCUUAGCUCCUUAGGAAGAAAUCUUUUGUCUGAUACGGUGUCUGAUACGGGUUCACUUUGAAAGCAAUGGAGUUGAUGAUGAAAGCUUCUUAGCACAGCACUCUUCUUCUU